This is a messenger RNA of Triticum turgidum subsp. durum (durum wheat), 792 nucleotides long. NCBI's taxonomy places the organism in Eukaryota, Viridiplantae, Streptophyta, Magnoliopsida, Poales, Poaceae. The record is from the annotation of a GenBank genome assembly.
AUGGGAAUUCAUGCAUUUAUUGUCCCAAUUCGGGACCUUGAAACCCAUGCUGUUCUUCCUGGAAUUGAGAUCAAUGAUUGUGGGCACAAGAUAGGCCUAAAUGGUGUAGAUAAUGGUGCCCUGAGAUUCCGUUCCGUUAGGAUACCCCGUGACAAUCUUCUGAACCGAUUCGGUGAUGUGGCGCGAGAUGGAAAAUACACAAGCAGUCUCCCCACAAUUAAUAAAAGAUUUGCAGCAACCCUUGGUGAGCUUGUCGGGGGACGAGUUAGUCUUGCAUAUAGUUCUGUGGGAAUACUCAAAGUUGCAGUAACCAUUGCUGUUAGAUAUGCUUUACUGCGUCAACAAUUUGGUCCACCUAAGCAGCCUGAAAUCAGUGUGCUGGAUUACCAAUCUCACCAGCACAAACUAAUGCCUAUGUUGGCAUCAGCAUAUGCAUUUCAUUUUGCCAGGCAGUAUUUGGUAGAUAAGUACUCGGAAAUGAAGAAAACCAAUGACGAGGAUAUUAGCGCUGAUGUCCAUGUACUUUCAUCUGGGUUGAAGUCCUACAUAACUUCAUACACAGCAAAAUCUAUUAGCAUAUGCCGAGAAUCUUGUGGUGGCCAUGGGUAUGCUGCUGUAAAUCGUUUUGGUGGUCUGCGGAAUGACCAUGAUAUAUUUCAAACAUUUGAAGGAGACAAUACAGUUCUGCUGCAGCAGGUACCAAUCGGAAUCCUUUACAAAGCUUAUUUUUGCAAUAUUUGGUGGUUAUACCUCAAAUAUUGUACUGUACCUCUUAUCACAAUGCUAUUGUAG